This is a messenger RNA of Penaeus vannamei (Pacific white shrimp), 479 nucleotides long. The record is from RefSeq and is a predicted model, not a curated record. NCBI's taxonomy places the organism in Eukaryota, Metazoa, Arthropoda, Malacostraca, Decapoda, Penaeidae.
GUAUGGAUUAAACAUUACUUCAGAUUUCAAAUAUCCAACACCAAGGAAAAGUCUUCAUAAUGUUUAUGAUCGUUUCAACAAAGAAUAUGAAGACGCUGAUCCAGAGAGCAACAUAACUGAUGGUGAAGAGUCUUUUAACCAAGACCAUGGGGAAGGCAAUAUUCGAGACUACAAUAUCAUAGAUGAUGGAGAAAGAGUUGCAUCAGCUUUUAGGAGUGCAUCAUCUGAGAUUAUACAGAAUAUGAUUUUACCACAGUUUCUGCAAUGGUUUCCAAGCGUGUUCUCUUUAUACAAUUUUCACAUUGCAUGAACCUUUCAAGAAUGCAUCCCUAUUGUAAAUCAAGAAAUACCUGCAUUUGAUACUCAUUUGAAAUAUAUUGUGAAGCAGUUGAUUAGUAUAUAUAUCAUAGUAACUGGUAAGUUUAUAAAUUUUCUCCAUUAAUAAAUUUCAAUUUGCAGUAGAUGACUUUCCCUCCCAU